Molecule: messenger RNA, 960 nt
Organism: Musa acuminata AAA Group (dessert banana)
Lineage: Eukaryota; Viridiplantae; Streptophyta; Magnoliopsida; Zingiberales; Musaceae
Exons: 6
Coding region: 25-633 (202 amino acids)
Biological process (GO): RNA processing
Cellular component (GO): cytoplasm; nuclear exosome (RNase complex)
Molecular function (GO): RNA binding
Source: RefSeq, a predicted model, not a curated record
AAAGAGAGAGCACGAACAAAAUUGAUGAGCAGCAUGGCGGCAGGCGGCGGCGAGGGCGAAGACGAACUCGUCACCCCUGGGGAGCUGCUCGGCGACUCCAGCGGACUAAUCGCCGGCACGGGAGCCUAUGUCGCUCCCAACGGUCGCUCUAUCCGCGCUUCCCUUGCCGGCAUCCGCCGUAUAACCCCUCCCCAAUCUGAUGCUGCCGACCAGAGAUCGACCGUGGAAGUUGUCGGGCACAAGGCCCAGGGUGCUGUUCCACAGCCCGGUUCUGUGGUUAUUGCUCGAGUAACAAAAGUGAUGGCCCGUAUGGCAUCAGCUGAUAUAAUGUGUGUUGAGUCCAAAGCUGUGAGGGAAAAGUUUACUGGAAUAAUUAGGCAACAAGAUGUUCGUGCAACUGAAAUUGAUAAGGUGGACAUGUACCUCUCUUUUCAUCCUGGUGACAUCAUUCGAGCUCUUGUUCUUUCUCUUGGAGAUGCAAGGGCAUAUUACCUUUCUACUGCAAAGAAUGAACUGGGAGUAGUUUCUGCUCAAAGCAUAGCAGGUUCUACCAUGGUUCCAAUCAGUUGGACGGAGAUGCAAUGCCCAUUGACUGGCCAAGUUGAGAAGAGGAAAGUUGCAAAGGUUGAUUAGGCCUACUUCGGUGGUGAAAUUGCUAAACCACAACUUUUUUCUCAGAAAAAGUCCUUCAAUUUCCAACUCAAGCAACUUGCAAUAUGGAGAUCCUUACUCUAAUUGGCACUAUAAUUAGUGGAAUCACUGUUAAAGUUGUCCAACCCAGACUUUGAUAUAACUGCCUUACAUUUAUGUUCGCUGCCCUGUUAUAUUCAUGGUACCCGGCAGUUGUGAAACAAUCUGUCUCUGCCAUUAAAGCUACAACUUCUUUUCUCGAUGAAGGAAUAUGUACAGGUAUCUGAGGUUAGUUUACAAAGCGAGAAUACCUUAUUUUCUUUAGAUUAA